AUGGCUUUGCAAACCGUCGACCACGUCGCUAUCGGCCUUGAUGCGCCUAACGUCGACCCUCUGCAAGGGACAAAGUACGACUUCAGGAGAGAUCUUGUGGGCUAUGGACGAGAUUCCAUUCAUCCCCGCUGGCCGAACGAUGCCAAGAUUGCAGUUUCUUUUGUCAUCAACUAUGAGGAAGGCGCCGAAAGGUCGCUAUUGAACGGCGACGGCAUGACCGAGAGUGUCCUAUGGGAACAAUCUCAUGUCGCAGAGCGUGUUGGAUCAAGGGAUCCUAAAAUCGAAAGCGACUAUGACUAUGGCGCUCGUGUGGGCGUCUGGCGUCUCCUCAACAUGUUCGAGGAGAACAAUAUUCGAACCACCAUCAAUGCCGUCGGUCAAGCUUUGGAGAAAAACCUCCCACUCGCUCGCGGGCUGGUGGAAGGUGGCCAUGAGAUCGCCAGUCAUGGUUAUCGUUGGGUUCCCUAUCACAACAUGAGCCCAGAAGAAGAGAAACGAUAUAUGUUGCGGCAAAUGCGAUCUUUGAAAGCGACAACUGGGACAUAUCCUUCGGGAUGGUUUAUCGGGCGCUGCUCGUCUCACUCGAAAGCCUUGAUACACGAAGUUCAUGAAGAGCUCGGCGCACCCUUACUCUAUGAAGCGGAUUGCUUUUCAGACGACCUUCCUUACUGGGCGGAUGUGCCUGCUGAAAAGAAUGCGGUCCAUCCCAAGGGCAUGUUGAUGCUCCCUUACAGCUACGACAACAAUGAUCUCAAAUAUCAGAUCGCCCCAGGCACGUGGGGUUCUUCAGGCGCUUUCCUGGAAUACCUGAAAAGUUCCUUUGACGUCCUCUAUGCUGAAGGAUUGAAAGGGCGACCUAAGAUGAUGACGAUCGGCUUGCAUUGCAGAAUUAGCGGCAAGCCUGGUAGAUUUGCCGCGGUUCAGUCCUUUGUCCAAUAUAUCCAACAGCAGCCUAAUGUUUGGAUCACAACCCGAAAAGACAUCGCCCUGCAUUGGCACACGACCUUCCCCUACGUUAGAAGCAAUGCACCUCUCGAUGAUAGCAAUGUGGAUGGUCUCAAGACAGAUUUUCAGAAAGCCGAAAAUCUUGUUUAUGCUCGAAUCUGA
This is a messenger RNA of Fonsecaea erecta, 1107 nucleotides long. RefSeq lists its product as hypothetical. Gene Ontology annotation, biological process: carbohydrate metabolic process. Lineage: Eukaryota; Fungi; Ascomycota; Eurotiomycetes; Chaetothyriales; Herpotrichiellaceae. The coding region runs from base 1 to 1107 and encodes 368 amino acids. The record is from RefSeq and is a predicted model, not a curated record. Gene Ontology annotation, molecular function: hydrolase activity, acting on carbon-nitrogen (but not peptide) bonds. The transcript has a single exon.